This is a messenger RNA of Papilio xuthus (Asian swallowtail), 623 nucleotides long. Its product is annotated as keratin, type I cytoskeletal 10-like. The transcript is spliced from 3 exons. Lineage: Eukaryota; Metazoa; Arthropoda; Insecta; Lepidoptera; Papilionidae. Bases 73 to 537 code for a protein of 154 amino acids. The record is from RefSeq and is a predicted model, not a curated record.
AACAAUUCAUAUAUAAGUGAAUGUUAGCGUCCAAUUGUCAUCAAACCAUUCGGUGCGAAGAACAACCUCAACAUGAAAUACUACUUGGUUCUUGCUGUGCUGGUCUGCGUCGCCGCGGCAAUGCCGUCCCACGAAGAUGGGGCGUACAGGGAGGCUGACAGCCGGCUGGGUCAGGCGGGACGCCUAGACGUUGCCGGGGGCGGGCGGGGCGGUAGCCGCGCCGGUGGUUCCGCACGGGACUCCAAGGCCGGCGGAGGAGCUGCCGGGGAGUCCGGCGCGGAAAGGAGGCAGGAUUAUAACAAGGAGACACGCACUGUGGUAGUGAAAUCGGAAAAAGACAUCGGCAGCGCGUCUGAGGAUGAGUGGGCGAAGGGUGCGGGCGGCGCCGGGGGCAGUAGCAAGGGCAUCAAGGUGAACGCGGGCAAGGGCGGUCAGAAGGGCGGCUUCGGUUCCAGCAAGGGCGCUGGCUACGAGGACGCGGGCUACGAGAAGGGCGAACGGGGCUACCGCAAUGCGCGUAGCGUCUACCAUUAUUAAAGCCAUGUACGGCUAAUUCCCCAAUAACUCUAAAUAUUAAAUAUCAUGGUGCUUGGGAAAUAAACAAUGUUUUUCAAAUAUCUUUU